This is a messenger RNA of Aspergillus steynii IBT 23096, 1866 nucleotides long. RefSeq names its product GMC family oxidoreductase. Bases 1 to 1791 code for a protein of 596 amino acids. NCBI's taxonomy places the organism in Eukaryota, Fungi, Ascomycota, Eurotiomycetes, Eurotiales, Aspergillaceae. Gene Ontology annotation, molecular function: flavin adenine dinucleotide binding; oxidoreductase activity, acting on CH-OH group of donors. The record is from RefSeq and is a predicted model, not a curated record. The transcript has 6 exons.
AUGGAUUCCAACGACGUUUAUGAUUAUGUUAUUUGCGGGGGAGGCACCACCGGCUGUGUGGUCGCAGGUCGAUUAGCGGAGAACUCCAAUGUUCGCAUCCUGGUCAUCGAGGCAGGACAGCAUAAUAAGGAUUUGGAGAAUGUGCACAUGGCCGGCGGAUGGUCGAAUAACUUCGACUCGGAGACGGACUGGAACAUCGUCACGCCUUCGAUGAAGGGAGUCGAUAAUCGACAGGUCAAGCUGAGUCGCGGACGUUUCCUGGGUGGCUCUUCGGGCUGCAAUGGCACGCUGUGCGUGCGAGGAAGUCCGCAGGACUUUGACGAUUGGGGUCUGGAGGGAUGGAGUGGAUCGGAAGUGUUUGCGGCUAUGAAGAAGGCAGAGACUUUCCAUCCGAAAGACUGGCAUCAGGCAGAUAUAAAAAGCCAUGGAUUCUCGGGCCCGCUACAUACUGAACCGCACGACCUGGCUCCCAUCGGCAACUUGAUUCUGGACUCCUUCGUCUCGCAGGGCCUCCCACUUGAUCAUGAUAUGUUCAGUACAGGGGAGACUCCCCACGGAUGCGGCCAUGUGAUGCGGACAGUGCAUAAAGGAAUUCGAUCGACGUCCGCCGACUUCAUAACGAAGGAGUACCAUCGGGCCAAUGUCACCAUCCUGACCGACACUACGGUCGACCGCGUAAUCCUGGAGCAAGGUGCGAAUGGCCCACGGGCAACAGGGGCAGUAGGGGUUUUUCCCGAUGGCUCGUCACGGACUUUCAAAGCCCGGAAGGAAGUCAUCAUUUCGGGAGGAGCCUAUUGCAGUCCGGCUGUGCUCAUGCGAUCUGGUAUCGGGGCCCGUCAGGAGCUGGAGGAUAUCGGAAUCCCAUGCAGCGUCGACUUACCAGGUGUGGGCAAGAACCUGAUGGAUCAUCUGAUCGUAUUCAUGUUCUACGAGACCGAAAAACCAGGCCUAACCAACGACCACCACGUCUACCACGAGAACAACUUCGAAAAGACCUACGCCCAAUGGAAGGAGCACAAGUCCGGGUUCCUCUCGACAUUCCCCUUCGGCUGCUUUGCAUUCGCGCGUCUCGACGACCGCCUUAAAAACGAGCCGCUGUGGAAGAACGCCCCGCGAGAACCAGGACGAGACCCGAUGGGCCUAACGCCUAAACAACCAAACAUCGAGUUCUUUACCACCGAAUGCUACGGCGGUCCGAAGCAAUUCGACCAGUUCCCGAUCAACAACAAACACGCGUUCUCGAUGAUCGCCGAGCUGUUCGCCCCCAAGUCUCGCGGAACCGUCACGCUGAAGUCGAAAGACCCGACGGAGAACCCGGUCGUGGACUGCAACUAUCUGGCCGACCCGAUGGAUCUGCUGGUGCUGUCGGAGGCGUGCCGCUUUGGCAACGAGAUUGUGAUGCAGGGCGCCGGAACGAAGGAUAUUGUGAAGGGGUCAUGGCCGCCGAAUCUCUCGCAUCAUACGUAUAAGACCCGCGAGGAAUGGGUGCCGUAUGUCAAGGAGAAUGCCACGACGUGCUACCACGCAUCCGGGACAUGUGCCAUGGGCAGCGACGACAAUCCAAUGGCGGUGCUGGAUAACAAACUCCGCGUGAAAGGGGUUGCCGGCCUCCGAGUAGCAGACACGAGCGCGAUGCCGGUGCUUUGUGGCGGACACACGCAGAUGACAGCGUACGGGAUUGGUGAGCGAUGUGCGGACUUCAUCAAGGAAACGUGGAAUGAAGGAAGGACAGGUGAGAGAAGGAGACAGGGGGAGAGACAGGGGAUGGCGAUUACCCGGGCACAUCUCUAGGGGCUAUGUUGAGAGUUACGAAGUCUAUGCUUUCUGUCUAAGGUUCAUAGUCGAUGGAGAUGUCUUGCUAUGAAG